This is a messenger RNA of Drosophila kikkawai, 1383 nucleotides long. It is a transcript of the gene pck, whose product is annotated as Claudin superfamily protein pickel. NCBI's taxonomy places the organism in Eukaryota, Metazoa, Arthropoda, Insecta, Diptera, Drosophilidae. The record is from RefSeq and is a predicted model, not a curated record. Gene Ontology annotation, cellular component: septate junction; membrane. Gene Ontology annotation, biological process: regulation of tube size, open tracheal system; septate junction assembly.
UCUCUAGAUUGGGUGUGUUGCGAGGCUACAUUUGUUUACGCUGCGCUAAUCGCCCUAGAAAAGUGCCUUUUUCAUAGCUCCAAUUGUGCGAUCAACCUAUUUGAAUCCAGGCAGCCAUCCUUGAGCCACACACACACACACCAUGCGCGAACUGAACAAGCAGCAAUCGCAGGACACCACCGAUGCGGGCAUCGAGAAGGGCGACUAUCCGCGGGCCACCAAUGGUGUGGUCUUCGGCGCCAUUGUCACCUUUGCCAGCUUCUUUGUCCUGAUGAUGUCCUUUUGCUCGCCGUACUGGAUUGAGUCGUACGAGGAGACGCGCAGCAGCUUCAAGAAUAUGGGACUGUGGCAGUAUUGCUUCAAGGAUUUCGUAUAUCCCAAGUUUCCGUUUUACAAGCAAUACACCGGCUGUCAUAAUGUCUUCUCGCAUGACUACUAUAUUAUCCGUGCCUACCUGUUGCCCGGCUGGCUAAUGGCCGUUCAGGGUUUUGUCACCAUGUCCUUUAUCAUUGUGUUUUGUGUGCUGGCCCUGCUGUCGCUGACCAUCAUCCGGCUGCCGCUGAAGCCGGUGCUUCAGUACGAAUGGCUGCUUGUACGCCUCUCCUACAUAGGAACGGCCGUGUCCUCUCUGUUCAUGUUCUUGGCCGUUUGCAUCUUUGGGGGCUGUGCCUAUCGCCGCGACUGGCUCAUGUAUCCCAAGUUUAAUGUUUUGGGCUGGUCAUAUGCCUUGGCCGUGGUGACCUUUAUGCUGCUGGGCCUGGCCGCCUUGAUUUUGCAGCGCGAGGCACGUCAGGCCUUUGAGGCGCGCGGCGAACAAAAGAAUUUGGUAAUGCAGAUGGAAAUGCAGGAGCCGGGCUAUCAGCCGCCGCGUCAUCAUCACAGCCAGUCGCGCAGCCUGCAGGGGUACAUAUAAAAGCAACUGGUAGCCGCUGCUUCAAAGCAUUCCACAAUACGUAGCCUAAGUUUUAACCCAAAAAGCAAUCUCCCUCAACCAUAAAAAAGUGCCUUCUUCCCUCCAAUAUUACAUCAAAUAUUUCCAUUUUACACUUGAAGAAACUACGUGUACCGAUCCGUCCAAGGUAUGGCUUUACCUUUUUUAUAUAUUUCGAAACUGAAAAACGAAUCUAAUUUAAUUUAAGACAAAAAUUAUAUCAAAUUUUAUACACGAAAAAAUAUCAUAAUAUUAAGGAUAAAUCCUGGGCUUUUCCCUGGUUUCCCUUCUCACACAUUUUUAUAUAUUUCAAAAUUCGAGGUUUUAUUUUUGACCUAGGCUCAAAAAAGUAACAACAACUUUAAGCUUUUCUAUCAAAUUUGUACACAAUACAAUUAUUUAAUAUGGAAAUUAUUAAACUGAACUGCAUUUUCGCGUUCCAAAAACUUCAA